GGGCCAUCUGCUCCUGGUUAUUUUUGUGUUAGCCACUUCCCCUUAAAUGUAUGUUCACAAAUGAGCCACAGCCGUAUCAGCUGGGGUCAAAGGAAGACGGAUCUAGGUGCUGCUCCUGAACUUGGUCUGUGAGCCAUGGCUUCCCAUAGACACUCAGGUCCCUCCAGCUACAAGGUGGGCACCAUGACUGAAAAGUUCGACUGCCACUACUGCAGGGACUCCCUCCAGGGGAAGAAGUAUGUGCAGAAGGACGGCCACCACUGCUGCCUGAAAUGCUUUGACAAGUUCUGCGCCAACACCUGCGUGGAGUGCCGGAAGCCCAUCGGGGCAGACUCCAAGGAGGUGCACUAUAAGAACCGCUACUGGCAUGACACGUGCUUCCGCUGCGCCAAGUGCCUUCACCCCUUGGCCAAUGAGACCUUUGUGGCCAAGGACAACAAGAUCCUGUGCAACAAGUGCACCACCCGGGAGGACUCACCCAAGUGCAAGGGGUGCUUCAAGCCAAUCGUGGCAGGAGAUCAAAAUGUGGAGUACAAGAAGACCGUGUGGCACAAAGAUUGCUUCACCUGCAGCAACUGCAAGCAAGUCAUCGGGACUGGAAGCUUCUUCCCUAAAGGGGAGGACUUCUACUGUGUGACUUGCCAUGAGACCAAAUUUGCCAAGCACUGCGUGAAGUGCAACAAGGCCAUCACAUCUGGAGGAAUCACUUACCAGGAUCAGCCCUGGCAUGCCGAGUGCUUUGUGUGUGUUACCUGCUCUAAGAAGCUGGCUGGGCAGCGUUUCACCGCUGUGGAGGACCAGUAUUACUGCGUGGAUUGCUACAAGAACUUUGUGGCCAAGAAGUGUGCUGGAUGCAAGAACCCCAUCACUGGGUUUGGUAAAGGCUCCAGUGUGGUGGCCUAUGAAGGACAAUCCUGGCACGACUACUGCUUCCACUGCAAAAAAUGCUCCAUGAAUCUGGCCAACAAGCGCUUUGUUUUCCAUGAGGAGCAAGUGUAUUGCCCCGACUGUGCCAAAAAGCUGUAAAGUGACAGGGGCUCCUGUCCUGUAAAAUGGAAUUGAGUCUUGUUCUCUGUGUCCUCGCCCUCUGCCCUGCACCACCCCUAGGGCCAGAGCGGCCUCUCACCUCUGAAGUUCUUCUGGCUUUGCUCCCAUUUUACAGUAUUACUCACAUAAGGGCACACAGUGAUCAUUACUAGGAUUUAGCAGCGAAGUUCACUUCUCUCCAUAGCUGCAGUGAUAAAACAAACACUUAGAUAGAUUGACUCUUCUGCAUGUUUUACAAUAGGGCAGAAAAGUGCUAAUAACCAUUUAGUUGCUUAGUGACGUAAGCAAGAAGUGUAACACACGAAGCCCCCACUGAGAUGCGUCUCGUGGCUCAGCUGGGACCCACCGUGUCCUCAGGACACACAAGAGUUGCAGCGGCUGCUCCAACUCGGCUGCUCACCUGUUCCGUGAGCAGAAAUCGAACUUACCGAAAUGCAUGGUUGAACUUCCUCAUCGAAAUCUCCUUCUGUUCUUUUGUGCUUUCAAAUGACUAAUACGAAUUUCCAGAAAGUCAACAUUUGAACUUAGCUGUAAUUCUAAACUGACCUUCCCCCACCCCCAUACUAACCUUCAAUUUUCCCCACGUGGCGUGUUUUCUGAACGUUCCUACUUUCAAGCAUGGAACAUGCAGGUGAUUUGCAAAGUGUAGGCAGACCCAAGAAAACGAGCCUGUUUCACAGGAACAUCGCCACAGCGAAUAUUUCUGGAAGCUUAACAAAACUAACCCAGCUGCCCUUUUGCUUUUUUUUUGUUGUUGUUGUUGUUGUUGUUGCUGGGUUUUUUUUUUUUUUUGAAUCUUUCAUUUUAAUGAAUAGUAACAUAGUUUAUGGGUUUGGAGACUUGCAUGUCAAUAUUUUCGCCCCCUUCAAACGUGUCUGCCGUUUUGAAAUUCAUCCUACAGAAGUAGCCGUAACACUCUAGAAGGGUAGCUGAGCAGGCGCCAGGAUGGUCCCUGACACAGAUAGGACAUUUCCAAGCAGUGGCAAGUGGAAUACCUUGUAAUGUAGUAGUUGCCUGCUCUUGGUCCAUGUGGUGGAGGCCAGUCGAGUCCCUUCUCUUGUGAUUCUUAGGAACAUUCCCUCAGAGCCUCUCGAUCUCUGGGGGAGCGGCCACCACCGUCAUAGGCAGAACCAGACUUCCAAAUAGUGCUCACCUGAGAUGCAGGCUCACCUACUGGCUGUACUCCAUCGACAUUGUUAUAGGACAUAGUAUAAUGAGACAGUAUCAAAAGUAAACAUGUAAUGACAGUGCAUAUUAACAUUCUCGUAGGAGUGGUUAGCGAAGCCAAUGCCUCCUUUCUACGUUUUGUCAUUAGCUAUUAUCCUCUAACGUUUCAGUGUAUCCUUACAGAAAUAAAGCAGCAUAUAAAUAA
Molecule: messenger RNA, 2419 nt
Organism: Canis lupus familiaris (dog)
Lineage: Eukaryota; Metazoa; Chordata; Mammalia; Carnivora; Canidae
Gene: FHL1
Product: four and a half LIM domains 1
Exons: 6
Coding region: 136-1026 (296 amino acids)
Biological process (GO): muscle organ development
Molecular function (GO): transmembrane transporter binding
Source: RefSeq, a predicted model, not a curated record